AUGGGUGCUAGUGUCGCCGCAUCGUACCAAGAGACCAUGGCAGUAGGGAUUGUCCCUGGCCGCUACGGGCGAUGCGUCAAUAUCUGGGCAACAUCUUCGCUACCCGAAGAGCCUCAUGCCGAGCUCGGCCAGAUGAUCAAGUACCUAGCUGAUAACAAAGGAAGACAUCUUCUUCAAGACUACAUCAAAGUAGAGCUAGAGAAGAAAGAGCGCAUCGUAUGGCAAAAUGAGGGCAUCUUGGUUGUCGUGCCAUGGUGGGCGGUAUGGCCAUUCGAGGUCCUUGUGAUCCCGAAGCGUCAUGUCCGCGCGCUUGUUGACUUUACGGAAGAAGAAAGGCUUCAAUUUGCUGAAGCUAUCCAGGAAGUUACUCGACGCUAUGAUAACCUAUUCCAGUGCAGCUUCCCCUACAGCUCCGGGAUCCAUCAAGCGCCUUUGGACGGCUCGGCUGAAGAGGUUAACAGCAGCUACCUCCACAUGCACUUCUAUCCGCCCUUGUUACGGUCCUCUACCGUGAAGAAGUUCCAGGUGGGCUACGAAAUGCUUGCAGAGCCACAGAGAGACAUAACGCCAGAACAAGCCGCUGCACGCCUUCGGGAGUGCGGAGGAGAAUUAUAUCGAAAAGCCUUGUGA
Molecule: messenger RNA, 630 nt
Organism: Parascedosporium putredinis
Lineage: Eukaryota; Fungi; Ascomycota; Sordariomycetes; Microascales; Microascaceae
Source: the annotation of a GenBank genome assembly